AUGGCGAUUAUCCUCAUUCUCAUUCUCGUUCCCGGCCUCGUUCGCGCGACGGCGCUGGAGCAGCUGAGAGAUAUGCGUCACAAGAUGCGUAUCGAGUUUGAGCGCCAGCGGAAGGAGCGGAACAUUGUCCGUCAAGGCCAGGACAUUGCCAACUCGCGCCUGGCCACCCUUCUGCAGAUCAUCAAGAUUAUGAAGACCAAGAUUGAGGCUCAGGACCUCCGCCUGGCGCAGUUUGAGCAGCAGCUGGCCAACGUUGCUGCCCGCAUUGGCCCUGCUCAGUUGCAGACAGAGCACCACGACACGCCCGCUCUCGAGCCCGCAUCCACCAUCGACUUCUUUGACGACGCCGCUGAGGAACCGCUCACCCAGCCGCGCCCAGACUCGAACCUCUCCUCUCCCAUCAUGUAGGUCUUUACUACGUCCGCCGCCCGAGAUGCAACCGCUCACCCGGUGACGGCAGCGACGCCCGGAAGACCUCACGUGCAAGUGCAAGGUCCAGCAUCAGCAGGUGGUACGCGUACCACGUCGCGAGCACAUCGCGCGCCUCCUCCGAGUACAGCCGCACAAAGUUCGACAGCCGCUCGGUGGCAAGAUCCACUUCGGAUGUGCCUGCCAGC
Messenger RNA from Thecamonas trahens ATCC 50062, 617 nucleotides. RefSeq lists its product as uncharacterized. Bases 1 to 408 code for a protein of 135 amino acids. The record is from RefSeq and is a predicted model, not a curated record. The transcript is spliced from 2 exons. NCBI's taxonomy places the organism in Eukaryota, Apusomonadida, Apusomonadidae.